Messenger RNA from Cadophora gregata, 618 nucleotides. RefSeq lists its product as uncharacterized. The coding region runs from base 1 to 618 and encodes 205 amino acids. The transcript has 2 exons. NCBI's taxonomy places the organism in Eukaryota, Fungi, Ascomycota, Leotiomycetes, Helotiales, Ploettnerulaceae. The record is from RefSeq and is a predicted model, not a curated record.
AUGCUCCCCCAAGAAACGCUCAUCCAAAUCGCCGCUGACCCCAACGUCGAGACUCGCUCGUUCGCCGCAGACAUGGCAAGGAUCGGCUACCCUGAAGCCCAUCGUCUCCACGAAUAUCGAUAUCAUCUUCGACCAGAUGGAACAAUCGGUGUUCGCAUACCUCCUGAAAACGCUCAGGCUGCCUGGGAGGCUGAACUAGCCGAGUACGUACAGAGUGCCAUGGUUAUGAGAGCAACACAGAACGCUUCAACCCAAGUGCCUGUUGCAAUUGUUUCCCCUGAUACACAACCUCUUCCAGAAGAUUUUGAGCCCCCUUCACCUCAAGAUAUCUCUCAAUAUUUAUCUACGAUGCUACCACCGAGCAAUGACUACAAUGCAGACACAGAACUCAGUUCUACUCCCACAAACAACCCAGACAUCCAGGACCCGCCCCCUCCCACUUUAGAUCCCGAGUCUGACCACUCCGAGCUUUCCGAACUUUCAGACGAUCCUAGGUCCUUCUCUUCUGGUUCCCUUUCAGUCACAGAAAGCGAUUACAUUGAUGGUAUUAUGGAUGUUCCGAGGGGUAGGAUGGGAUGCUCGUGUCCAGAGUGUAAUGGGAGGUUUUCAUUCUUGUGA